Messenger RNA from Pleurotus ostreatus (oyster mushroom), 3609 nucleotides. RefSeq lists its product as uncharacterized. The transcript has 16 exons. Gene Ontology annotation, cellular component: plasma membrane. Gene Ontology annotation, biological process: Golgi vesicle transport. Gene Ontology annotation, molecular function: calcium-activated cation channel activity. NCBI's taxonomy places the organism in Eukaryota, Fungi, Basidiomycota, Agaricomycetes, Agaricales, Pleurotaceae. Bases 1 to 3609 code for a protein of 1202 amino acids. The record is from RefSeq and is a predicted model, not a curated record.
AUGGCCUACACUUCAGAAGACCCGUAUAACGCCGUCCAGGAAGAGAUAGAAAACUCCCUGCAGGCCGCGCGAACGCUAUGCUCGUCGUACGUACGAAUCCGCGGUUAUGCGGGUACAGAGGAAGAGAAGGAAGCCCGGGAAGAGCUGCAGACUUCGUUGGACUUGCUUGAAGUCGACCUGGAUGAUUUGGACGAGAGUGUGAGGAACGGGGAUAGAAUAGUCGAGACCGCUGAAGGUGCACGCUCGUUUGGUCUGUCCGAAGCAGAGGUACAAGAACGAAGGCAGUACGUGCGGAAAGUCAAGAAGGAAAUCGAGUUGAUGCGUUCACGUCUCACCACGUCCGUUGAUCAACACCCCCUGUCGCCGAGUCCGAAGUCCCGGCCGUCGAACACUGCACCGCAUCCCCUGGCGUCCACUUCGCGUGUCCAUUCUCGAGCAGGCAGUCUGAAUGCAAGCUUGGGCGGAAGCAGGGCUGCGUCGCCGCGGCCUGAAGACGAUCAAGCGGAAUGGUCGCGUGUCGAGCAACAAAUGCUGAUCGAGCAGCAGGACCGGACGAUGGAUUCGAUUGCUGGGACGCUGAGCACACUGGCGCAGCAGGCCGGACUGAUGGGCAGAGAAAUCAAUGAACACGUUGAGAUGUUGUCCGACCUGGAAGAGGGCGUGGAUCGGAGCGACUCCAAGCUGAAGACGUCGAUGCGCCGGAUGCAAAAGUUUAUCAGAGACACCGAAGACUCAAAAAGUGGAUACUGUGUUGUCAUUUUGAUCAUAAUCCUGCCUCCACUCCCAAUCUUUCCCGUCACCAUGUCUGAGACGGAGCUAGCCGAGAAGGCAAACGCGGCGUCGACGUCCACCUUUGUGACGGCCCUCGUCUUCAACGUCGCCGUCUUUGCCAUCCAAAUCGCCCUGUUCACUCUUCUACGACCUUACUUCAAAGCGAUCUACGAGCCUCGAACAUAUGUACCUCCCCCCUCUAAGCGAGUCAAACCCCUUGUACCCGAUAAAGGCUCAAAAACCAAGUCAGCCUUGUCAAGUUUCACCUGGCCCAUUGCGCUGUGGCGGGCAGAUUACAAGGAUAUAGCGGCGGCCAAUGGGCUCGAUGCGUAUUUUUACGUGCGAUUUCUGCGCAUGAUGGUCAAGAUCUUGCUCCCGAUAUGGCUUCUGAGUUGGGCCGUGCUCCUCCCGGUGACGAGUGUGAACACAAAUGUCGAGGGGAACGAGGGGCUCAACAAAUUUAUUUUCGGGAAUGUCGCGACCAACCAACAGAAGAGAUAUGCCGCGCAUAUCAUCAUGGUGUUCCUGUUUACUGGAUGGAUAUUCUACGUGAUCAAGCACGAGAUGCGACACUUCGUGUUGACUCGACAACGCCAUCUCAUCGAUCCUGUCCACUCUGCCUCUGUUCAAGCCAACACUGUACUCGUGACGGGCAUACCAUCGAAAUACCUCAGCGAGCAAGCUCUGAUCAGCCUGUUCAGCCAUUUACCCGGUGGUGUGAAGAAAGUCUGGAUCAACAGAGACCUCAAGGAGCUUCCUGAGAUAUACGAUAGGCGUGCGAGCGCAUGCAAUAAACUCGAAUCCGCGGAGACCGCCUUGCUCAAGACCGCCGCAAAGUUACGUCUAGAGGGUCUGAAGAAGUCACAGAAGGGCAAGAAGGGUUCUAAAGACCAUGACGUUGUGGCGAGCGGUGACGUCGAGCGCGCGGAUACUUCGAUCGUUCCCCGUGACCAACGUCCCCGCCAUCGGCUUGGCUGGAUACCCUUCAAGGGCCCGAAGAUCGACACGAUCGAGUGGGCACGGGAGGAAAUUCGAAUUUGCAAUGAGCUCCUCGGGCGCGGACGUGGUGCUAUUGGUGGAGACAAGUCUGGCGGCCGCGCGGGGAUCUCUGGCCCAAGACCGCUCAGCAGUGCGGAUAGCGGCGGUGCAGGCUCGGCAGAAGGGGCAGCAGAAGGCGGGAAGGUGUCGCAUGUCGUUGGGCAGGUUAAGUCGAAGAUUCCUGGGAUGGGCCCGAAGCCGGAGGGCGAGCAGAAGCAGAACUCUGUUGGGGGCGAUCCGUUCCCCGUUGUGACCUCGGAUUACCCCGCACUCAGCAGCGCCUUCAUUACGUUCAACAGGCAGAUCGCUGCACAUAUGGCUGCGCAGGUACUCACUCAUCACGCGCCGUACCGGAUGGGCUCGAAGCAUCUGGAGGUUGCGCCCGAUGAUGUUGUCUGGGGUAACCUAUCCUUGAAUCCAUACGAACAAAAAGUCCGAAUUCUGCUCUCCUAUGCAGCUACCGCUGGUUUGAUUCUCCUAUGGUCUAUACCUGUUGCCUUCGUCGGUGUUAUCUCGAAUAUUGGCCAACUGUGUAUCGAAUUCGCCUGGCUGGCCUGGCUGUGCAAGCUCCCCAAGCCUGUUUAUGGUAUCAUCGCGGGUAUCCUGCCACCCGUCUUACUCGCCGUCCUCAUGAUGCUCCUCCCCAUCGUCCUCCGCAUCUUUGCUAGAGCAGAGGGCAUCCCGACGCGGUCUGGCAUCGAGCUCUCGUUGAUGACACGCUUCUUUAUUUUCCAAGUCAUACACUCGUUCCUUAUCAUCACCAUCUCCUCCGGGCUUAUCAGCGCCGUGCAAGAUUUGGCGAAUAACCCUACUUCGAUCCCUACGAUUCUAGCGCAGAAGCUCCCGCAAGCAUCGAUUUUCUUCUUGACAUACAUUGUUCUGCAAGGUCUUCCUGGUGUCGCAGCCGGCUUCCUCCAAAUUGUGCCGCUCGCGAUUUACUAUGUGAAGCUGUUCAUCCUCGGCAGCACUCCUCGUGCAGUAUACACAAUCAAGUACACCUGCCGCAAUGUCCAAUGGGGAACGCUCUUCCCCACCACCACGCUUCUAGUGGUAAUUACGUUGGGAUAUUCCAUACUCGCCCCGAUCAUCAACGGAUUGGCGUGCGCGACGUUCUUUGGGUUCUAUAUUACGUAUAAGUUUUUGUUCUUGUGGCAGUAUCAGCAAGACUUGAAGACGGAUACUGGCGGUCUGUUCUUCCCCAAGGCGAUCCAGCACGUCUUUGUCGGCUUGUACAUCCAGCAGCUCUGCCUGUGCGCGUUGUUCUUCCUUGCCCGCGAUGAUACCGGUUCUGCAAGCGCGGUCCCUCAAGGCGCGCUCAUGGUCGUCUUGAUCAUCUUCACCGCACUCUUCAACAUCAUGAUCAACCAAUCCUACGGACCGUUGCUCCACCACCUUCCUCUCACCCUCGCAGACAAGACAUACAACGCCACCGCCAGUCUUAAUGACGAGAGCGAUGCAGGCUCGACUGCCCCCGUCACGGGGACCGAGAAGCAAAACGCCAUAACCACAGAGGAUGUUCGCGAUGAGGAUAUCAAGGCGGACAUAUCCAAGAAGGAGCGCGGCAUGGAGAAAUCGGACUCUCGUGGCCUGACGGAGGAGGACUACGGAUUCUCGCAUCCCGCCGCCACCAGACCGCAGAGGACCAUCUGGAUUCCGCAAGAUACACUUGGUCUGGGCGAAGAGGAGGUUGCGGGCUGCAGGGACGCCGGUGUCGACGCCGAUUGCACAGACGCGCAGAUGAACGAGAAGGGCAAGGUGGAUAUCAGUGGAUCGCCGCCUGAUCAGAUCAAGGAGGAAUAG